Messenger RNA from Cryptosporidium ubiquitum, 1164 nucleotides. RefSeq lists its product as uncharacterized. The record is from RefSeq and is a predicted model, not a curated record. The transcript has a single exon. Bases 1 to 1164 code for a protein of 387 amino acids. Lineage: Eukaryota; Apicomplexa; Conoidasida; Eucoccidiorida; Cryptosporidiidae.
AUGCUAUAUUUAAAUGAAUUAAGUAUGCUGAAGGGACUGUUUUAUUUAUUCGCUCUACUUCAUGUUCUGCUUUACCUCAACAUUGAUGCCAACACUAAUAUUCAAUUCUUAUCGUUUCUCACUCUUCAAUCUUCAGCUUCCCUAUCUCGUGGGUUAGUUGGGCUUGCAGGUUUCACUUUAGAAGAUAAAUACAGACUUUGUCUUGACGAGCUUUCAACUGCAAGAUCUGCCUUGACUCAGGCAACUGAAAAGUACGAGACUUGCAUGGAAACUUUAACCCAUUUGGAAGACGAGUAUUCUGGUAAAUGGAAUCUCUGUGGUUCUUUAAUGGCAGAUUAUGAACAAUACUGUAAAGAUGAAUACAAACCUAAAGUAUUUGGAAAUGAAUAUUGUGAGCAACUAAAAGAGCAAAUUGAUAAGUGCUUAAAUGAAAGACGAGAAUUGGCAGAUAAAGUAAAAGAGCAAAAUAAAAAAUGUGAAAAACUUGCAAAGGAUAUUAAGGAUACUACUAAAGAAUACGAAAAAAUUGAGAGAAAAUGUUCGAAAAUGGAAUCUUCUAUCUUUAGAGAACGUACUCAUGAGCAAAUUAAUGUACUUGAAGAUGAAGAUGUUAUGGAUAAGCCACUCUGCGCAAUUAAAAGAGGCGAUCAACGUAUGCUUGCUUUGAUUGUCGAGGGAACGCAGAUGGAUCUGAAAAGGUGCAGGUCGGAGUUAACUGAAUUGAAUAAUAGAUUGCAUCAUAAAAAUUAUCAAAUUGACGAACAGAGAAAAAAGAUUUCACAAACUGAAGGCGCUAAAUCAGGUAUUAAGGGUGUUUUUAAAAGUAGUGAUGAAGGUGAAUCAAGCAAAUCUUCAGAUCUUAAAGUAGAGCUAAGCACUCUAAAGAGUGAAGCAGGAGGUUUAAAGAAGCUUAUUCUUGCUCAACAAAAGAAGUGCAAGCAUUUAGAGACUAAACUAGAAAAAGCUAUUCAAAGGCACACUUUGGCUAAGUCUCUACCUACCACUACAUCCGAAACCAGGGGAACUGCAGGUUGCUUUGGCCGAUUUACCGGACUUAUUUCAAGAACUUGUAGAAGAGUGGCAAACCGAUUUACAAGGAACAACGGUAAUCGCCGUAAUAGAGCACGAAGAAGAGAAGGUGAAGUGUCGGAAACACAAUUUUGA